This is a messenger RNA of Oncorhynchus tshawytscha (Chinook salmon), 2437 nucleotides long. RefSeq names its product arginase-2, mitochondrial-like. The record is from RefSeq and is a predicted model, not a curated record. The coding region runs from base 153 to 1205 and encodes 350 amino acids. Gene Ontology annotation, molecular function: manganese ion binding; arginase activity. NCBI's taxonomy places the organism in Eukaryota, Metazoa, Chordata, Actinopteri, Salmoniformes, Salmonidae. Gene Ontology annotation, cellular component: mitochondrion; cytoplasm. The transcript has 8 exons.
CCCGACGUGCGCUUACAUCAAAGCGUCACCAUCGUCAGAGUGGGAUCCUUCAAGAAGAUCGUUUGAAUCCACUUUUGAAUCUCAGCCUUGGUCGUUAAACGGUUGUUAUAAAUUAUUUUGAAGUCAAUUGAUAAAUUAAAUACGAUUUUAAAAUGGCUUUAAGAGGGCCACUUCUACGGACUCAGGGUCUUCUACGGACUCAACUCAACAAUACCUGUCAGAGCAGAGCUCAUUCUGUGGCUGUUUUAGGAGCACCAUUCUCAAAAGGACAGAAAAGGAGAGGGGUGGAACAUGGACCCAAAGCCAUCAGGGAUGCCGGUCUGAUCGAGAGGCUUUCAAAUCUGGAUUACCCAUUGCAUGACUUUGGAGACCUGAGCUUCCAGUAUCUGGAGAAGGACGAGCCCUACAUGCACGUCCCCUUCCCUCGCACUGUGGGCAGAGCUAACAAACUGCUGUCAGGGGCCGUCAGCAACGCUGUGGGAGCCGGACACACUACCAUCAUGCUGGGAGGAGACCACAGCCUGGCCAUUGGUUCAGUGGAAGGCCACGCCCGGCAGUGUCCUGACCUGUGUCUGAUCUGGGUCGACGCCCACGCUGACAUAAACACGCCCCUCACCUCGCCCUCAGGGAACCUCCACGGACAGUCGGUUGCCUUUAUGCUGAAAGAGCUGCAGAACAAGAUGCCAGAGCUGCCAGGGUUCAGCUGGAUGAAGCCCUUCCUGUCGGCUAAGGACCUGGUCUACAUUGGCCUGAGAGACGUCGACCCUGGAGAGUACGACAUCCUGAAGGACUUGGGUGUCCAGUACUUCACAAUGAGAGACAUCGACAGGCUCGGCAUCCAGAGAGUCAUGGAAGUCACUUUCGACCACCUCUUGUCAAGGAAGCAGCGGCCGAUCCAUCUGAGUUUUGACAUUGAUGCGAUGGACCCGUCUUUGGCCCCGGCUACAGGAACACCAGUAAACGGAGGUCUGACCUACAGAGAAGGAAUCUGGAUCACAGAGGAGAUCCACAACACAGGGUUGUUGUCGGUGAUGGACCUUGUUGAGGUCAACCCAGCCCUGGGGGUGAGUCGUGAGGCGGUGGCGAGCACUGCUUCCAUGGCGGUGGACGUCAUCGCAUCAUCCCUGGGCCAGACCCGCGAGGGAGGUCCCAUCACCCAGGAGUCGCAAACACUCAAAGACGACACGGAACAGCUUCGACUCUAGAACCACAUUCUAGAACCACAUUCUGGAACCACAUUCUAGAACCACAUUCUAGAACCACAUUCUAGAACCACAUUCUGGAACCACAUUCUGGAACCACAUUCUAGAACUCAAAAAGACUUAACAUAUUGGCAUUCCUGAAUUUUAAAAUGUAAAACAAAAUGACUUUACACACAGAACAGAUGCACUGAAACUGUAGUUAAAUUGUUUCAAAGCAUUUAGUUGCAUCUUCUGUGUGUGUGUGUGUGUGUGUAUAUGUAUAUAUAGUACUGUAUGGCAACCUGUUCAACAGUCAGUCAAACAAUCAUGACUGAACUUGGAAAGCCUUGUUCAAGGAUUAUAUCGCUAAUUUACUAAGAUGGCGUGAAAAGCUUUAGUCUGGGCCCAGAUCUGUGUUUUCAUGUCAACUGUUUGCCAUGACAAGACUGGCAAAAUAGUAGUACAAACAGACUGGUAACCCAGGCUAUUAAAAGCCCACAUCUCAAAUUUAAACUGUAUUCGAUGUGAUCAACAGCUGGUCGCUCUGGACUGGACAGGACAGUCCCCCUAGCUCCACUAUUUCAAUGUUGACUGUAUUCGAUGUGAUCGGUGGUAUGCCCCACAGGCGGUGAUCGGUGGUAUGCCCCACAGGCGGUGAUCGGUGGUAUGCCCCACAGGCGGUGAUCGGUGGUAUGCCCCACAGGCGGUGAUCGGUGGUAUGCCCCACAGGCGGUGAUCGGUGGUAUGCCCCACAGGCGGUGAUCGGUGGUAUGCCCCACAGGCGAUCACUAAAACUCAGUAUUGCUCAUGACUGGAUCCUGAAGCUCUGCAAUAUAACAGGGUUGUAAUGAAAUAAAAUGAUAAUACUAAUGUGACCAUAGUGUGGUUUGAAAACACAAAUACCUCAGCUCGAGCUAGUGGCUGUGCCAGUUGAGUUGUCGUAGUGAUGCGUUUGCACUCUAGGAUCAGAUGUGGGGUUUGAUGUAAUUUGUUUUUGUCUAGAAUGAUUGUGUUUUGUAGUAGUUAAUAAUGACUAUGAAUCCAUGUUGGGGUAUUUACUGUCCGGUGUUAUUUUAGUCCGUAUUAAAUGACCAGUUCAUUUUUAAUAAGUUAAAAUGAGUGUAUGUAAUGUCUGUAUGGUAGAUGCUGAGUGAAAUAACUAUUUUAUUUACUAAAUAUAACAAAUGCCUUUUUGACAUGCCCACUGAAUGACUGUCUUUAAAAAAUAUAUAUAUAAUUAGUCUUCCACAAUGAAA